UUAAAAAAGGGAUAACAAAAUACAAAGGAAAUAACCACAAAACAAACCAAUAAACAAACAACCAAUAACAGGACAUACAUUUCACAUAAUUGAUUGCCACCCAAUACCAAUUAACACUGUUUUGAGAUAAGGAUAAUACACAACAACAGAAACAACAACAAGAUGACAAACACCAUACUUGGCAGAUUAAAACUGCCGAUAAUAGUUUUGAUAUUUCUAACCAAUUUUGGUGACAACAAAAGGAAUACCUGCGGAGCUUUCGAUGUCUACUUCCCGAUGACAGCGAUUGAGCUGAAUAUGCCCUUCAAUGAGAAAUCGCAGAGUAUUUUUUCGAAAAUCCCAAUUGGACAAUUUCAAGUAUUGUCGACGACGGAAAACACUCCCGCCCUCGACUACAGCUAUAGCAUGGAUGACAACGAUUUGCUGCGCAUCAAUCAGACAAGUGGUGAAGUUUUUCUCAGAGAUGACUACAAAGCACCCACAGGCUCAUUGCAGUUCAAUAUAAAAGCCAACAAGAAUCGUAGCAAUAAUUUCUCCAAACCCACAACCAAUACCCUAUCGCAAAUGUCCAUUGAAUUACAUCCGCUAACGGAGGAAGAAUAUUGUGAAGAUUUGGAAAACAUUUGCUUUUGGUCAUCGGCAAAUUAUAUUAUCAUGGAAGAUCUCGCCACACCAGCGGGCAAUGGAAAUUCAAAAUUUAAACCAAUUUUGGUCGGUUCCCUAAAUCCCAGGGGAGCCAAAUAUUUGUGUCCCUACAUGGAUUUAAAAUAUCAGCUUUUGAAUGCUUCGCAAUUGUUUCAAUUGCGUAAUAAUUUAUUGAUAACCCGUCAACCACUGGAUUUUGAAUCCCUCGAUGUGGCCCAGCAAACAAAUCUCUCCGUGGACAUCAAUUGUUUGGUUAAAAUUAGCUCGAAUCGUACGGAACAAUUUCGCAAGCUAAUUAAUGUCCAGGUUAUCGAUCGCAAUGAUAAUGGUCCGAUUUUGCUGAAUAUCUCGAAGGUGUUUAAUUUCAACAUGGAAAGUGCCUACUUUAAUGCGAAUGAAAAUAUUGGCGAGAAAAUAUUAUUUAUGGACAAGGAUUCGGUGGCAACGAAUGUUUAUCAGACCUAUAAAAUAAUCAAUGAUACACUGGAUUUAGUGCGGCCAGUUUGUAAUGUUUAUGAGGGUGAAUACCCAAGAAGGAGGAACACCAUGAUAAGCUGUCAAGUACGUUUUGCCCGCAAUGGUGUGGCCAAUCAGCCAUCCUAUUGUUUUGCCCUGCAGGCCAGUGACGAAACAAUUGAGGGUGCCAGCCGAAAUACGGCCACAGCGAAUAUUUGCAUUAAAACGGACCCCGAGUUAAUCUUGGAAGCCAAUCAUCCACAGGCCUUGCCGCUGCGUACCAGGCAAAAUCGUAAAAUGAAUGUUGUCAAUACGGAUGACAAUGAUCUGUUGAAUUCGGAUAGUUUUAGUCGCACCCUGACACGUAGCAUACCGAACUCAUAUCCCAAAGAUGUCUAUGUGUAUCGUACGGCCCAGCCAAUGUAUCGGGUGACACAGCCAGCAGAUUUUCGUAAUCUUAUACGUUUGCCACAGCUAAAAUUCACUUUGAUUGAAGAUCGUAGCCAGGCAUUUGGUAUAACAUCGGCGGCUGGGAUAAUUUACGUUAAGGAUAUUGUCGCCCUGAAAUAUGCACCGGAAACUAUAUAUUUCCUCAACGUAACCUGGCACGACAUCUAUCAGCGUUCCUUUGUAAUCAAUGUCCAUUUGCGGGAGGGCCGACCGGGUAAUGUAACCUGUGAACAUAAAGUGAAAUCGAAAAGUCAAACAUGUGCCCAAAUCAAAUAUCGCAACCAAUGCCAAUCGUUUUGUGGCCUAGCCACCAAUGGCGGUAGUUGUGUAUGGCGUGGCACCAACAGUGCUCGCUUCAGUUCAAAUUAUGCUUCCUGUGUUCCCAAUGCCACAUUUUGUCCUGACAAUGUCUGUGAUCCGUUGGAGGAGAUCAACACCUUUGUCUGUCCGCAAGAUUGUACGGGUGGUAAUAAAAUACUUAGCCCCCUGUCGGUGAGUGAUAAACGUAAGGGUAUUUCAUCGGCCUCUGGCACCUGUACAUGUGAUGAUAAUGGUAAUUGUGCCUGCACCCCGCUGGAUGAGGAUGAACCCAAGCCGAAGAAGAGGAAACAAAAUAAGGGAGAAGCUAAAGCGGAACAUAAUGCCUAUAGAUCUGAAGCACCAACAAUAUUAGCGGAAAACCCUUCCCCAACUAAUGCCACAUUGAGAGAGGAACAUAAAUCCCCCACGGCCCGGGUGGAGGCUGAAAGUCUCAUUAAUGUCAAGGGAUUUGAGUGUAAUCAAACCUGUAUAAUAAUUGCCAUAGUAUGUCCCAGCACUCUGCUGAUACUUACCACAUGUUUGUUGGUAUCCCGUUUGGGGAGACGAAAAAAGUCACGCGACAUGAACUCCCUUGGCAAUAGAGAUGGUGGGCAAAAAGCUGCCCUGGAUGGCUGCCGGGAAUCACAAUGUAGUGCAUCCGGCAGUGGCUUGCCAUUGGUACAGCUGGAAAACAGCUACACUUUUCAUAGUUCUGUGGUCGAUUCAAAAUGGGAAUUUCCCAGAGAAAACUUGCAGUUGGAUUCCAUUUUGGGUGAGGGAGAGUUUGGUAAAGUUAUGAAGGCAUAUGCCACAGAUAUUGCCAAUAGUCCAGGAGUGACAACUGUUGCGGUGAAAAUGUUGAAAAAAGGUGCCAAUUCUGUGGAAUACAUGGCUCUACUCUCCGAAUUCCAGCUGCUGCAGGAAGUAUCCCAUCCGAAUGUUAUAAAGCUAUUGGGUGCCUGUACCAAAGGUGAUACGCCGCUGAUUAUAAUUGAGUACGCCAAAUAUGGAGCCCUUAGGAGUUAUUUACGUUUGUGUCGUAAGCUGGAAUAUAGCGGUGCAGAAUUUACCGAUGGCAUGGAACCAAUGACUGUGAGGAGCAUUCUCUCUUUUGCCUGGCAAAUAUGCAAGGGAAUGGCCUAUUUGACGGAUAUUAAGUUGGUCCAUCGAGAUCUGGCCGCCCGCAAUGUCCUUUUGGCCGAGGGCCAUAUUUGUAAGAUAUCUGAUUUUGGUUUGACUCGAGAUGUCUAUGAAGAUGAUGCCUAUUUGAAACGUUCACGGGAACGUGUCCCGGUUAAGUGGAUGGCUCCGGAAUCGCUGGCCGACAAUGUUUACACUUCCAAAUCUGAUGUCUGGGCAUUUGGUGUGCUGUGUUGGGAGUUAAUAACCCUGGGUGCAUCUCCAUAUCCCGGCAUACCAGUACAGAAUUUAUAUCAUUUACUAAAGAGCGGUUAUCGCAUGGAAAAACCUGAAAAUUGUUCGGAUGAAAUCUACUCAUUGGUACAAUCCUGCUGGAUGGAUGAUCCCAAUGCCCGGCCAUCAUUCAAAUUUUUGGCAUCAGAAUUUGAAAAGCUGAUGGGUAACAACACCAAAUCCUUUUCGAAUCCCACCUAUUGCGAAGAAGAAGAAAUUCACAGUCCCACAACAUCUCACGCGGCCACAGACUUCAAGGAAACACCCCACAACGAUGAUGAAUCAAAUGUAUUGGAAGAUUUAUGGAAACCACCAAAAGUCCUCUACGAUAUACAAGAUUGUUCCAGCCGUGAUACAUUUUCAUUUUCCAGUAGUUUUCUACCACCACCCGGUUAUGAUAUGCCCCGGCCACUACAUGAAUCGCGAACACUUGAUUCACGUUAUGAAAAUGAUUUAAGAUAUCCAAUGGCUACAUUGAGGAAAUCAUCACUCGGUACACCAUCGAGGGAAAUGUAUACACUGCCAGUGAAACGAGGACGUUCAUAUAUGGAUGUAACCGCUCGAGCUAAUAUGGCGGAAAAUUGUGAAAAGAUGGAGCUAUCGAAAACGAUUUCAUUUAAAUUUUCCAGUAUACUCAAUGUGAAUGAGCAAAAUGAGAGUUCGGCCUAGAGGACUAGCGGAGGCUACUCCAAUUUUAUAGACUGAUUUUAGAAGUUGUUUUUCAUUUUCUUUCAUGCUAUCAAAGUGCACUGAAUAUAAGGACUCUCUAGAUUAGUGAGGUCACUUGCUAUGGCUAUACUCUAGACAUAGACGUAAAAUUUUACGUUUUUUUCUGUUUUAUUUGUAAGAAUUUUUAUAUGAAAUACCCAUAAUUUGUAGCCAAUUUUUUAUUCGGAAAAAAGUUUAAGAUCAUCUUUUUAUCUGCAAUAAUGCAAUUGAAAUAAAUUAUCUAAAAUAUCUCAUUUCUAGUCUAAUACAA
This is a messenger RNA of Musca domestica (house fly), 4243 nucleotides long. RefSeq lists its product as uncharacterized. The record is from RefSeq and is a predicted model, not a curated record. Gene Ontology annotation, biological process: positive regulation of kinase activity; protein phosphorylation; homophilic cell-cell adhesion. Gene Ontology annotation, cellular component: signaling receptor complex; axon; membrane. The transcript has 9 exons. The coding region runs from base 163 to 3933 and encodes 1256 amino acids. Gene Ontology annotation, molecular function: calcium ion binding; transmembrane receptor protein tyrosine kinase activity; ATP binding. Lineage: Eukaryota; Metazoa; Arthropoda; Insecta; Diptera; Muscidae.